GCAGGAAAAUUCAUUAGCAUCGAAUAUUUUUCCGUCAUACUACUAUGACCAUGGGCUACAAGUGUGUCAAGUUUGAAAUCAAAAUUCGAAAGUCGGAUUUUGCUCGAAAUUCAAGCUCUAUAGGCAAAAACUGACUAAAAAUUCAGUAUCUCAGCAACAAAGUACCAUGGGCACAAAUCAACUUAGGGUAUUUCACUACUUACUGAGAUCUACAAGAUAAAAGUAGUCUGAGUUCAAAAGCGAUUUACAACCUCAAGAAGUUCCCUCGUUGCAGGAAAGAGCUGACUCCGGACGAAGCAUAACAUUAGUAUUUAUUACAUUGUUUUAGUGGAAUUAAUCCACACAAAAACAUUUUUAAUAACCUAAUGCUGUAAGUCAUAUACAGUCCCCUCAUCAACGCACAGUAAAAAAAAAGCGUCCAAAAGUUAACGCUUUUUAGUGGGCGGUUUUUUCGUCACAUCUUGGGAUGCUUUUUUGCUAGACGGUUUUUUUUUGGACGAAUUUUUUAGUAUGUUUUUUUUGUUAGAUGGAAAAACAAAAUUUGAAAAGAUUUCCAAAUAAUAUUGCACUUUGGAAGCACGCCUGAUCUGCUGGAUCGAUCCACUAUCGCAGGAAAUCAGCCGUUUCUGAGAUAAGCUAGUGCAGUGAAACGAGUCAUCUAUGCAGUAUGCACUUAAAUACUAUACUUGGACGAAUUUUUGUGGACUCAUUUUUGUCGAUGCUUUUUUUAGUAUACUUUUCGUGGACGUUUUCUAGUGGGCGCUUUUUUCGACGCUUUUUUUUACCGUGCGGUUUGUAAGAGUUCCUAGCAUCAAGUUGCUCGGAAUUUCCUUGUAAAAUCUAUCAGAUAUGUCGCUCUCCAAGGUAUUUUAUUAAUAAGACACAGUUGAUGACACAUUUUUUACAGUACGGUGUAACAUAAUAGAAAACAAUAUUGUCUUGGUCUGACAAGUGUCUUUAAUUUUAUUAAGGUGCCCAUUUUCUCGUCAAGCACCCGUGUAAAAGAAUAAAGUUUAUCUGUAGCAUAGUGUCUCUAAAAACGUUUCUAACUUUGACAGAUUGCUAGACCUAUUCUGCAAGCUCUAAGAGAACCUGAUCUCUAUAGUCUCUUUUAUUGCAUGCUACUUGAUCGAGUAAAUAUUACCAAAUUUGUUUCUUUCUCUCCUCAUGCAAGUGUUCGACGGUAAAUCGACUAGUAGGCGUUCCAUUUUCCAAUGGGUAGAAUAGUCAGUAAUCCGUCGAAACUGGUCCGAUCCGAGUAUUUUCAACCAGUCGACAAAGAACUUUGAUUAGUCGAAUAGUAGUCGGAAAAAAAUCUGUCUAGUUGAAAUAUCCGCCGACCGAAAUUUUUUAUAUACUUGGAUCUCUCUCUGGUUUACUGUCAGUUCGUCCGUCCCAACUAAUUCGUCCUAGAAUUUUUUUUCUCAGUUCGUCCCAUCAACACUUCUCUCUCAAUCCGUCUCAUUUUAGUUUACACUUAAUUAGCUUUAAUAUAACUGUCCGUACCUCUUGCGUACGAUGAUAAAUAUGUAUAUAUAACAGCAAUAUCAACGAGGACUUUGGCGGUAUCUGGUUUGCAUGUGUGUACUGAUUCAUUCCGUAAAAUUCUCACAUCGUCUGUACAUAAUGAUAUUAUGUUUGAACAUGUUCGAUCCCGGCACCUCCAUUGAUUAUUGUUUUGUUCGCUCGUUUUUUAGUGUAUUGAUACCCAUUAUGAUUCAAAACUCGUUUGUCUUAUUCAGUAGACGUGAAAAUUGACAUUUUGAUGAACAAGACAGUUUAAUUUAUUUAGAUUUAAAUUUGUGAUAGCAGUGACUAACCUAACACGGCACAUUUUGCCACGUACGCGCAUCUAGUAUUGCCUACAAUAUCCACCGUCGCCGUCUAAACUGUUAGAUAGUAAAACACUUUAUUUAUUUUGAGGCGCGACCAUAGAUAUCUGGGACGAAUUGAGAAAAAAAGCUUCAUGGGACGAAGUGAGAAGUCAAUUUGGGACGAACCGAGAGGACAUCUUCUCUCUCUCAGAUUGUUGCUAAAAUCAUUUCUGUUUAGUUCAUUGUCCUAACCUAGCAGAUCUCUUCGCAUGUCAAAUAAAAAAGCUAAUUGCGUUUCUUUACCGAAAAAUAAUCAUAUCUUUCUUUUCUAUCUGUUCGUAUAUCUAGUUCAAUUUCGUGGGCAGAAUAUUAGGUCCACGUGGCAUGACUGCAAAACAAUUAGAAACAGAUACAGGAUGUAAAAUAAUGGUACGAGGGCGAGGUUCAAUGAGAGAUAAGCAUAAGGAAGAACAAAAUCGCGGUAAACCAAAUUGGGAACAUUUAGAUGAAGAACUUCACGUUUUAAUACAAUGUGAAGAUCAUGAAAAUCGUGCACUUGUCAAGUUGGAACGAGCGAAAGAAGAGAUUAUUAAACUUUUGAAACCAGCCGCAGAAGGUGAAGAUGAUUUGAAAAAGAAACAACUAAUGGAAUUGGCCAUUAUUAAUGGUACAUAUCGUGAACCAAGUUUAUUUCAAAAAAAACUUCAAAUACAAUUUCCAAAUAAUCGUAUGCAGAUAGGCGCACCACUAAUAUUGACUCAGCGUAUUCAACAAAAUAUAUUGGCUGCUCAAUUAUCAGCAGCAGCUAAUGUCUCACAGGGUGGUCACGCUAUGUUUACAACGUCACCUGCCCAUCAACAACAACAAACCCUAACAGCCACACAAGCUAUGCCACAAGGUUCACUUAUUCAAACAGCAAAUGGUGAACAAAAUUUUGUCCAUUUAUUUACGCCGCUUCAAUCAUUAGAUCAAGUAGCUCUAUCCGGUGCACAGUUAUUCGAAUAUCAACCGACACAUAUUGAUCCAAGUCAGACAGCAUUUCCAUUUCUAACAACACCAGCAGGUGCCAGUAUUAGCAGGGCUCCAACAGCCACUUCAGCUCGAUAUCAACCGUAUUCGACGGUUGCUCAACGAACAAAUCGGACAUGA
This is a messenger RNA of Didymodactylos carnosus, 2963 nucleotides long. The record is from the annotation of a GenBank genome assembly. Lineage: Eukaryota; Metazoa; Rotifera; Eurotatoria; Philodinida; Philodinidae.